This is a messenger RNA of Corylus avellana, 1565 nucleotides long. RefSeq names its product defective in cullin neddylation protein (DUF298) (gene AAR3). Gene Ontology annotation, biological process: protein neddylation. Gene Ontology annotation, molecular function: ubiquitin conjugating enzyme binding; cullin family protein binding; ubiquitin-like protein binding. Lineage: Eukaryota; Viridiplantae; Streptophyta; Magnoliopsida; Fagales; Betulaceae. The record is from RefSeq and is a predicted model, not a curated record. Gene Ontology annotation, cellular component: ubiquitin ligase complex.
AUACACCAACACACAGCGAAGAGAGAGAGAGAAAGAAAGAGAGAGAGAGAGAUCUUCUCCCUCUCUGCGAUUUUUCUCCAAUUCCCUUUAGGGUUUCGCUACGCCAAUCCCAUCCACAAAACCUACGCUCACCGGAGCUCCGACCACGUGGCCCAUGGAUUCAUCGGGGUCGAACCGGUUCGACAUCUUCGAGAUUUACCGGCGUUACUCCGAUAUUAGAUCACAAUGUGCAUAUGUUGAUGGGAAAGUGGGCUACAAACAAGAUAAUGAAUCGCAAAUGUCGAAAAUUUCAAGGGAUGCAUUGACACAACUCUUAAAAUUUGUGGAGUCAAGGGUUGAUACAAGGGUUUCGAUUUUUGAUGAACUUUUCAAGCUCAUUUCACGGCUAGACUUGGUGGUAGACUUCUCUGAAUUCUCUCGCUUCUAUGACUUUGUUUUCUUCAUGUGCCGUGAAAAUGGUCAAAAGAACAUCACUGUAAGCAAGGCAGUUAGUGCAUGGAGGUUAGUCUUAGCUGGAAGGUUUCGACUGCUUAAUCAAUGGUGCGACUUUGUUGAGAAAAAUCAACGACAUAACAUCUCCGACGAUACUUGGCAGCAAGUUUUAGCUUUCAGCCGGUGUGUACAUGAAAAUCUGGAAGGGUAUGAUCCUGAAGGUGCUUGGCCUGUUUUAAUUGAUGACUUCGUUGAGCAUAUGUACAGGGUUUCCGGAACUAAUGAUAACUCUAACUUCUUCUGUAACUGUGGUGAUUCAGAAUCCCAGUCUUCUGUACUUGAAGACCCUCUUCCUGGACUGAAAGAAUUUCCUGGUUUGAAGAGGAAGUUACCUGAGGACCUUCAACAAGAUGAAAUGGAGUCCUCACCUACCGUCUUCCCUCACUCUACAGACCUGGAUCCUGCUCUGUGUCUUAAGAGAAUUAGGCUGACUGCUCACAAAUUGGCGAAACGGGAGAAUAAUCCGCCAGGGAAUACUACAGACGACUGCAUGGAAAUCGUUAGACAUAAUAGUCAAUUGUGUUCUUCCAAGUCUCCUUGUGCAGUUGAAGGUUGUUUGUCAAAGGGCUUUGCAGGGCUUUUUUCAACACGUGCUUAUUUUCAGUUGGAUCGGGAAAGGAGAGUUUCCUUCACAUAGAGCUCUCCAACUGAGUUGCAAUGGAUUGAGAUCUCUUUCAAUUGGGGAGAAAUUGGAGAUUCUCCAAUUGUUAAUCGUGAUCCUUUAUUUUAAAUUCAAUGGUCUAUAAAUGCCAACUGCUUUUGUAUAACUGAAGUAUUAAAUGUUAGCUUUUGUUUUACCAAGGUUUAAAUGAUUUUAUAGACCAAAUGAUUUUACAGACCAUUAGAUUUAAAAUGAAGGGUCACGAUUAACAAUUGGAGAAUCUUCAAUUUCUCUCCGAUUAGAGAUCUCAAUCCAGUUGCAAUAGAGAAAUAUUUCCUUGGCGAGUUGAUGAUAUGAUUGGAUAUAUAAUCAUUUGUAUUUUCCCUUCUGGGGUGUUGUAUUGUUUGCACGUGAAUAUUAAUUGUUUUCUUUUUUUGAUUGGAAAAUUAAUAAAGGGUAAUGUUUCUUUGUC